Molecule: messenger RNA, 1227 nt
Organism: Phacochoerus africanus (Common warthog)
Lineage: Eukaryota; Metazoa; Chordata; Mammalia; Artiodactyla; Suidae
Product: apolipoprotein L6-like
Exons: 4
Coding region: 40-1227 (395 amino acids)
Biological process (GO): lipoprotein metabolic process; lipid transport
Cellular component (GO): extracellular region; membrane
Molecular function (GO): lipid binding
Source: RefSeq, a predicted model, not a curated record
UUCACGCGUGGUGACAGCGCUCAUUUUCCCACAAACAAAAUGAGGACGGAUUUGGAGCCACGGAGUCUGCUGAUCAACCAGGCAGGGAAAGCACGCACGGCUGGGGUCGGUUUGCAAAGGGACAAGGAUAACAUCCCUCUGCACGAAGAUAUGAAGCAACCAGAAAGUGAUCUGUCAGUGGAAGAAAGAAUAUUUUUGGAAGAGUUUCCCGUCAUGAAAGAGGAGCUAGAAGUGGACCUCCGAAGGCUCCGUGCCCUUGCAGAUCACAUUGACACAACCCACAAAAUAGUCACCAAGACCAGCGUGGUGGCCAACGCCUUCGCUGUGCUCUCAGGAGCCGUGAGCAUCCUGGGCUCGGCUCUCGCUCCAGCAACAGCAGGAGGAAGCCUGGUGCUCUCGGUGACUGGCAGAGUUGUGGGGACCAGAGGGGAGGCCACCAGCAUCUUGGCCAAAAUUUUGGAAUGCUUUUACAAUCAAGAAGCCCAAGCUCAAGUUGGUAGCUUAAUGCCCACCUGUGGCCAAGAGCUCUGGCAAGCUGGGCCAAUCUCUGUCACAGCUGCCAAAAAAGUGGUCCAGAAUUGUGGCCGCACCAUCGAGAUGGGCAUCUGUGCCUUUCAGGUGGCCAGCGCUCUCCCACGCCUGGCCACCGCUGCCAAGCGUCUCCUGACCACGGGGCAAGUCUCAGCCCAGAGGAGCAGGCAGGUACAAAGGGUCUUAGAGGGAGUCGUGCAGUUGGUGAAAGCAAACGCUCCCUUGCUGAGGAUGGCGAUGGCUGGCUUCUAUCUCAGCGCGGACUUGCUCUCCCUCCUGAAGGAUUGGAAGCAGCUGAAGGAAGGGGCAAAAACAGAGCUGGCAGAAGAGCUUAGGGUCCAGGCUCGGGCGCUGGAAAGGAAGCUGAAAGAACUCACCCCGUGCUUCGAAAGCCUGCAGCAGAGGAAACUCUCACAGGAAGAAAAGACUUUGAGCUCCGCUUCGGAGGGAAUCAUGGGGACUGUGUCUCAGCCCCCGGCCAGGCGUGGGGAAGCAGGAUCCCAGGUGACAGAGAGGACAAGACAGUUGAGCCCAGGGGCCGCUGAGGGGAAUACAAGGGGACCAGGUGGGGGAUGGGCAAGGCUGGCAGAGGAGGUGGCUGGACGGAGGUCCAUGGGGGCCCUAAGGGCGCUGUUAGCUAGAGAGUGUCACUGUCACUUAGUGGAGGUCGGCCUGUCCCCUCCCUCCUUCCUGUGA